This is a messenger RNA of Coccinella septempunctata (seven-spotted ladybird), 3403 nucleotides long. RefSeq names its product protein pellino (gene Pli). Gene Ontology annotation, molecular function: ubiquitin protein ligase activity; protein binding. Bases 380 to 1669 code for a protein of 429 amino acids. Lineage: Eukaryota; Metazoa; Arthropoda; Insecta; Coleoptera; Coccinellidae. The transcript is spliced from 8 exons. The record is from RefSeq and is a predicted model, not a curated record. Gene Ontology annotation, biological process: protein polyubiquitination; regulation of Toll signaling pathway.
GAAAGAGAACCGUGACGCCAUUGUUAUUUAUUUAUUAUUCAUAAUAACCGCAGGAACGAAUUAACGUUGCCCGUCCGUAGUCACAUUUUCUGGAAAAAGGUGAAAGUAAUUUUUCGUCUUCUUUUAAACGUACCUCUAAGUCAAAUAAGUGGAAGUUUCUUCCGAGUAUCAGUGUGAUUCGAAGAGGACAGUUCGAUAAAAAAAUAACAACAUUUAAGUGAACGAAAUUCGAAUUCAAAUGCUUUUUGACAGUGUUUUGAUGAUUAGUUGUGUUCCAAUGCCAUUAAACAAAUUGUAUUGUAUUUUUUGCAACUGUGAUUGAUAUAUUUAUUGGAGUGUAAUUCAGCAAUAGAAGUAACAAUUAAAAACGGCAGCAAAUAUGGUAAAAAGAUCAGAUGGCACCGACCUACCAAUACUUGAAGAACAGGAGGGUACAAAUUCCGAGAAACCUAAACAACCUGUGAAAUAUGGAGAACUAGUCAUUUUAGGGUAUAACGGAUAUCUGCCACCUGGCGACAGAGGAAGGAAGCGCAGCAAAUUCGUCCUUAACAAGAGGCAGGUUGCCAACGGCGUGAAGCGAUCCAAGCAUUACGUUGUAAAAACUCCGCACUGCUCCCAGGCCAUCCUUGAUGUAACUCAACAUUCGAUCUCCUACACAUUAUCCAGAAACCACGCUGUUAUAGUAGAAUACGAGAAUGACGAGGACACGGACAUGUUUCAGAUCGGCAGAUCUUCCGAAGCCCCCAUCGAUUUCAUCGUUAUGGAUACAAUACCUGGGGACAAAUCGACGGAAAACAAAGUUAUGCAGCAGAGCACAAUAUCCAGAUUCGCCUGUAGGAUUUUAUGCGACAGAAAUAAUCCUAAAAUUGCGAGGAUAUUCGCUGCCGGUUUUGAUACAUCUAGAAAUAUAUUUUUAGGGGAAAAAGCUAAUAAAUGGCAGGAAAACGGAAGAGAAAUAGAUGGUCUAACAACGAAUGGUGUCCUGAUAAUGCACCCUAGGGGAACGUUUUGUGGAGGAGAUGCUAAAUGUCGCUACUGGCUAGAAACUUCAGUAGGUGGGGGAGUUUUCACAACUAGGGAGUCUCGGUCCGCUCAACAGAAAGGCCAAAAAGUCGACGAGGAAACAAAUGUUCUACAAGAUGGUACCCUGAUUGAUUUAUGUGGGGCAACCCUUUUGUGGCGAUCGGCAGAAGGACUGGCUAAAUCACCAAGUAAACGAGAUCUGGAGAGAGUCAUAGACGAACUGAAUGCUGGCAGACCUCAAUGUCCCGUAGGUCUGAACACGCUAGUCAUACCUAGGAAAAUAACACCAAAUGAGAAUCAGCAGCAGCCUUAUGUUUACUUGAACUGCGGCCACGUUCAGGGACUGCACGACUGGGGACAGGACAAGGAUUCUGGGGAUAGAAAAUGUCCGAUCUGUUUAGAGUUGGGACCAGUGGUGAAAGUGUGCAUGGGGUUAGAACCAGCUUUUUACGUUGAUACCGGUCUGCCUUCUUUUGCUUUCAAUCCUUGCGGACAUAUGGCCACAGAAAAAACAGUGAAAUACUGGGCCAAUGUAGCUAUUCCACAUGGCACCAAUGGUUUCCAUGCAGUCUGUCCAUUUUGCGCAUCACCCUUGUCAGGCUCACCAGGUUAUGUACGCUUAAUAUUUCAAGAUAACGUUGACUGAAGUUGAUCGAGGGGAAACUAAAAACAAUUUUUGAAUCAGUGUCUAUUGUAAAUGUUUGGAAAUGUAUAGACCUUAUUGUAUAGAACUUUUGAAGCUUUAUUUAUGUAGACCGUUAUAGUUUUGAAUGUUUUUAUUUAUUGAUCUUAGUAAGAAGUGGUAUUAACAAUAUAAUUGCAGAAAGAGGGCGUUAAAACAGUGCCGACUUGAAAAUUUCCCUUUGUAUUUUUCCUCUCAAACAAAAAUUUUGGCAAUAAAGAGCAUCAAACAUUUGGAUAUCUCUGUUUUGAUAAAUAUUUCGAAAAAAAUAAAUAGUGGGCAAAAUUUUAAGAGUUGAGGGAUUCUGUUUGAUCAAUGAGGAUAAGACAUUGGUUGCAUGAAUAUUGGAUACCACUUCAACAAGAGUAAUUUGUUUUAAUGAAAUUUCAUAAGUUGUUGUUUCAUCGCAAUUAUUGUACCAUUGUUGUGUCUAAUCAACUUUAUUUCAUUUCAUUUAAAUUCUAUUCUUUGAUUUUAUUGUUUAUGAUAAAAGAAUUGUAUUUUGUAUAUAACGAAAAUUGCGAAGUCUAUUGAAUAAUCUGAAGUUAAUUUGAAAUUACAUGUGAAGUGCUAGUAAGUUCGAUUUGAGGUUCGUAAGUGCAAAUUCUAAGACUGGUUAGGAGUAAAAUAAGAUAUUUAAGCAUUUAAUCGAUUAUAUAGUAGACAAACUGAAACUUAUUGGAACUUUUAUAAAUAUGCCAUCUCAACAAUAAAAGAGUUAAUUUCAAAGAUUGUAAAAUACUGAAUUGGUGCCUAAAACACAUGCAGAAUUUAGCUGAUUAAAAAUUAUUGAGCUUGGGGGAUACCCUGUAUAAAAUCGAACAGAUACUAAGUGAAUAUCUUGGUCGUUUCAAAUUUUGGGAGAAUUACAUUGGACAAUACUCAUGUAUUUGUCAAAGAUUAUUUUUCAACCGUAGAUCAAACAAAACAAUGAAUUAAUCCAUUCUAAAAAGUUUCACUUCCUUGGUGUCGAAUAAAAAGUUGAUGCCUAUUUUUGUAUGGUUAAGAUUGUGCAAAAUUUUAGACACCUACCCAGUAGCUGAGAAUGAAGGGAAAGAUUAAAAAAAUCCAUAACCUUAAUAUUCUACAAGUUUAGCAGUAAGUGACACAUUUUGGAGUGCAUGUAAAGCUAUUGAAAUUUUUUGGAUUGAAUGGGUGAUCUUAUAUCUUGGCCAAUUUCGAAGAUUGAAAUUAUGCUCUCAAACUUACACAAUUUUCAGAAUGAUAGUUUUUCAGACCAUCACAGAUUCAAGUGGAUAAUGGUAAAACUGUUAUCUUCUAGAAAUCCUGUGACAUCUUGCUUGGAACCUUACUUUGGUCUUUGGUUUCGGUCAAUUCUCGUUACUUGAGUUUGUGAUAUUUUUUAAGAAUAUAGUGGAUCUUUAACUCAAUAUUUUGAGAAAUUUAUUCUUUUUUAUAAUCCCCAGUAAGUCAUUCUUCGCACUUAAAAUUGGCCUACUUAUUAAGAUAAGGUAUGUACAUACAUGUUUGAAUCGUUCGAAAUAUUGACUUAAUGGAAUCCUAGAAUUUGUAUUUUACAUUUGAACAAGACCAUUGAAUUUUUCUGUUGAAGAAUUUGUGAACAUAAAUAUAAGAAUGAAUCCAGUAGCGUAUAGUGUUUAAGAUGCUGUUAUAGUACCCCUCCACACAAAAGAAUUUUAUCUGUGCCUGGAACACUAAUAAAAUUGAUAUAUUUAA